This is a messenger RNA of Neomonachus schauinslandi (Hawaiian monk seal), 2576 nucleotides long. RefSeq names its product synaptotagmin 7 (gene SYT7). The record is from RefSeq and is a predicted model, not a curated record. Gene Ontology annotation, biological process: cellular response to calcium ion; regulation of dopamine secretion; calcium-ion regulated exocytosis. The transcript is spliced from 13 exons. Bases 1 to 2241 code for a protein of 746 amino acids. NCBI's taxonomy places the organism in Eukaryota, Metazoa, Chordata, Mammalia, Carnivora, Phocidae. Gene Ontology annotation, cellular component: synapse; membrane; axon. Gene Ontology annotation, molecular function: phosphatidylserine binding; calcium ion binding; SNARE binding.
AUGCAGCCUCUGCUGCCCGGUUCAAAACUCUCUGAAGCUGAAUUCCGAUCAGCCACAGGCAAGCUCAAGGAGGAGGGCCCAGGAAUCCAGGGCCCCCACGCCCUAGAGCCCGAGGAGCAAGGGGAGCGCUGCGGGCCAGGAGGCUCCCCACACGGCGGGGGGGGGGUUGGUCUGGGAGAUACUGGGUCUGACCUGUGUGUGUCCUCCCCAGGGGCGCCCACCCGCGAUGUCCUGCUGGUCUCUGCCAUUAUCACCGUCAGCCUUAGCAUCACUCUCGUCCUCUGCGGCCUCUGCCACUGGUGUCAGCGCAAACUGGGCAAACGCUACAAGAACUCCCUGGAGACUGUGGGCACGCCAGACUCAGGGCGUGGGCGCAACGAGAAGAAGACCAUCAACGAUCUAGACAGAGACUUUUGGAAUAACAAUGAGAGCACAGUGCAGCAGAAAUGGAGUUCCUAUCCUCCCAAGGAGUUUAUUCUAAACAUUUCACCCUACGCCCCUUAUGGCGACCCACGACUGUCCCUCAAUGGUACCCUCCUGUCGGGCGCCAAGGUGGCCGCCGCGGCGGGGCUGGCGGUGGGGCGGGAAGGCCGGCCGGGGGAGAAGCCAGCGCUGGUGCUGCCACCCAGAGAGGACACCUCGAGAAGCGGCGGGGCUGCCCCCAGCGAGCCGGGCAGCGGUGGCAAGGCGGGGAGAGGCCGCUGGCGGACGGUGCAGAGCCACCUGGCCGCAGGGAAGCUCAACUUGUCCAAUUUCGAGGACUCCACCCUGUCCACGGCCACUACCCUUGAGUCUAUCCCCAGCUCCACGGGAGAGCCGAGAUGCCAGCGACCCCGCACCCUGAUGCGGCAGCAGAGCCUGCAGCAGCCGCUGAGCCAGCAGCAGCGGGGCCGGCAGCCCAGCCAGCCCACCACCAGCCAGAGCCUGGGCCAGCUGCAGGCCCACGCGGCCUCGGCGCCGGGCCCCAACCCCCGGGCCCACGGCCGGGGCCAGGUUCGGCAGGGCGCCUCGGCCAGCUCCAAGUACCGGGCGGCCGGCGGCCGCAGCCGCUCCAACCCGGGCAGCUGGGACCACGUGGUGGGGCAGAUUCGAAACCGAGGCCUGGACAUGAAAUCCUUCCUGGAAGGCAGGAUGGUGGUGCUAUCCUUGGUCUUAGGGCUUUCGGAACAGGAUGACUUUGCCAAUAUCCCUGACCUGCAAAACCCAGGAACCCAGCAGAACCAGAACGCUCAGGGGGACAAGAGGUUGCCUGCAGGAGGGAAGGCAGUGAACACAGCCCCAGUGCCGGGCCAGACACCCCAUGAUGAGUCUGACCGCCGGACUGAGCCGCGCUCCUCCGUCUCGGACCUCGUCAACUCCCUCACCAGUGAGAUGCUCAUGCUCUCCCCAGGCUCCGAAGAGGACGAGGCCCACGAGGGCUGCAGCCGGGAGAACCUGGGCCGGAUCCAGUUCAGUGUCGGCUACAACUUCCAGGAGUCCACGCUCACCGUGAAGAUCAUGAAGGCCCAGGAGCUGCCCGCCAAGGACUUCAGCGGCACCAGCGACCCCUUCGUCAAGAUCUACCUGCUGCCAGACAAGAAGCACAAGCUGGAGACCAAGGUGAAGCGGAAGAACCUGAACCCCCACUGGAACGAGACCUUCCUCUUCGAAGGUUUCCCCUACGAGAAGGUGGUGCAGAGGAUCCUCUACCUCCAGGUCCUGGACUAUGACCGGUUCAGCCGCAAUGACCCCAUUGGGGAGGUGUCCAUCCCUCUCAACAAGGUGGACCUGACCCAGAUGCAGACCUUCUGGAAGGAUCUGAAGCCAUGCAGCGAUGGGAGUGGGAGCCGAGGGGAGCUGCUCUUGUCUCUCUGCUACAACCCCUCUGCCAACUCCAUCAUCGUGAACAUCAUCAAAGCCCGAAACCUCAAAGCCAUGGACAUCGGGGGCACAUCAGAUCCCUAUGUGAAGGUGUGGCUGAUGUACAAAGAUAAGCGGGUGGAGAAGAAGAAGACCGUGACGAUGAAGAGGAACCUGAACCCCAUCUUCAACGAGUCUUUUGCCUUUGAUAUCCCCACGGAGAAGCUGAGGGAGACGACCAUCAUUAUCACUGUCAUGGACAAGGACAAGCUUAGCCGCAACGAUGUUAUUGGCAAGAUCUACCUGUCCUGGAAGAGCGGGCCUGGGGAGGUGAAGCACUGGAAGGACAUGAUUGCCCGUCCCCGGCAGCCGGUGGCCCAGUGGCACCAGCUGAAGGCCUAAGUGUGGCCACGGGAGGCCCAGGGGGCUGAGGGCCCGGGUCCCCAUCAUGCCCUCACCACUUUAUGCACAAUGCCCGGCCUGGCCCCCCGCCAUAGGUGAGGGGAGGACCCUGAGGGCUUGGCCAAGGAGGGGUCCCAGGAGUCAGUUGGGCCCCGUUUCUAGGAAGUACCAGCCUCAUCCUCCACCGGUCCAGCUCUGGGGGAGGGGCUCUGGGAGCCAUUUUCCUGCUUUGCCCCUUUCCUUCCUGACUUGCUGAUACUAAAGAAGUGGGGGAGAGUGUGAAGUCCAGACAGGCAGACUGGCAGAUCCCUCCAGAGACCCGCCAGGUGGGCACA